Cinara cedri is the source of this 2710-nucleotide messenger RNA. The record is from the annotation of a GenBank genome assembly. NCBI's taxonomy places the organism in Eukaryota, Metazoa, Arthropoda, Insecta, Hemiptera, Aphididae.
AGUAUCGAUUCACAGCUAUUUAAGUGAUCCUCGCAUAAAAAAACAUAUACUUAGGUAAGUCAUACUAAACUUCAUGUAAAGUACUUUAGAAAGAGGUUCAUUUGUUUCCCUACUGAAAUACCUAAAUUGCUUAAAUAAUUUUAAAAACAUUGUAUUACUUACAAAGUUCUCUUUGUUUUAUUUUACUAUUGCAGUGUUGUCUAUAUCCCAUAUAUCUAUAACUAAACAAUAGUAUUUGACAUGUUCAAUUUGUUUAUCAUGAGCUUAUAAAUUUCUAUUCCUUUAGAGCUUUAGUAGUAAUAAUUAGGUCAUAGAUUUUUAUGUUCUAAAGAGUAUUAAAAUAUGCCAUAUAAUGUGCAUUCAAAACUUAAAAUCGUAAAAAUAUGCAAACAAAUUAUUUUUCAAAAUUAAUUACGUUAAAAAAAAAUAGGACACUUGGGCAGCCAAAACAGAUAUUUUAAAAAAUGUAGGAAAUAUUUAAGAGUACCUGUUUUUAUAUGUUAAUCUACCUGAUCCUUUUUUUCGCAAACAAAUAACAAUAAAUCUUCCACAAGAGUUGCAAAAUAUUAUUUUUCCAUCAGUAGUGAAAACCUCAAUUGUUUGUUAAGGAAAUCGAUUGUAGAAUAUUAUUGAAAAUUGAACUAUUCAUUCGGUAUAUUAUUCACGAUAUAACGGCAAACGAUGUUUGAUUAAACAGCAAAAGCGAUUAAGAUUAUAGAACACAAGAGUUAACAUACCUAAUCAAUUAGUUAUUUUAUCUUUUAAAAUUUACUAUUUAGUGCCUACAAAAUUUAUUUUUGAUAUUUCACGUUGACAAAAUAUUAUUUUAUACAUUUAUUUUUAAAUUUUCCCUUCAAUAAGCAAUAUUCAACUGUAAUUGAAUUUUGUAAAAAUAUGCAAAAAAAAAAUUCACCAUUAAUUUCAAUCUUUUAUGAUUUGUAAAGAUUACUGUCAAAAAUCCAAAAAUGUUUAAAGAAGAAAAUAUACAAUUGCAUAGAAAUCCGCGCUUUAGUUAUAACUAAUAAUCUAAUAAAAAUUAAAUAAUUAUUUGUAUAGUUAGUACAAUAAGAUGGAAUGAUUUUAUAUAAGGUUUAAGAAUUUUAAUUCUUGAUUCUAAAAAUAUAUUUUAUAAAUUGUUCUCAGGGUUAUUCAACUAAUGAUUCAUCGAACUGGGUGGAGAAUUCAGCAAUUUAAAUUUUUUUUUUCUAUUCCACUUAAGAAUAUGGAAAAUAGUUCACAACAUUUAGUUGCACUUAUUCAUAAUAAAUCAGACAUUGGUACUCAGUGUGAAUUAACAAAUGAUUUUGAAACAGUUAGUUGCAAGUCUGAAAAUUGUUUAGUAGAAGAAAAUAAUCAAGAAACCAGUAAUGAAGUUAUAUUAGAAAAAAAACGUAAACUCAAAGAUUGGAUAGAACAUAUUAAGAAGCCUAAAAAAUGCAAACUAAAUUCAGUUCAAGCACGGCCAGGUACUACAAAUGAAAAAUUUAAUGAAACGUCAUAUUACUUUGAGAAUGGAUUAAGGAAAGUUUAUCCAUAUUUUUUUACAUUUACAACCUUUACAAAAGGAAGAUGGGUAGGCCGAACAUUAGUUGAUGUUUUUGGUGAAGAAUUUCGUGCACAUACGACUAAUGAAUAUGAAGAACAUGUUAAAAAUGGAUCUUUGACAAUAAAUAAUGAACGAGUUACAUCUGAUUAUGUAUUUAAACAUAAUGAUCUGUUGGCAAAUAUUGUACAUAGACAUGAAGUCCCUGUUACUAAUGACACAAUUGAUAUAAUUCAUUUGGAUAAAGAUAUUGUAGUUGUCAAUAAACCUGCCAGCAUCCCAGUUCACCCAUGUGGACGUUAUAGACAUAACACAAUCAUAUUUUUACUUGCUAAAGAAUACAAUUUAAAAGAUUUGAAAACUAUCCAUCGCCUUGAUAGAUUGACUAGUGGUGUUUUGAUGUUUGGUAGAACACAAAACAAAGCAAGGAUAAUGGAGUCCCAGAUACGAAACCGAGAAGUAAAAAAACAAUAUGUGUGCCGUGUUGAAGGUAAAUUUCCAGAAUUUGUCCAAUGCAAAGAACCAAUUGAAGUAGUUAGUUACAAAAUCGGUGUAUGUAAGGUUUCUUCCAAAGGUAAAGAAUGUGAAACUAUUUUUAAAUUGAUUGGAUACAACAAUGAAAUAAAUACUAGUGUGGUUCUGUGUACACCACUGUCUGGUCGUAUGCACCAGAUUAGAGUUCAUUUACAAUAUUUAGGUUAUCCUAUUAAGAAUGACACUUUAUACAAUGAUACAAUAUUUGGGCCAGAAAAAGGACGUGGUGGUAAUUUUGGUAAAACUGAUGAACAACUGAUAGAUGAUUUAAUUCAUGUGCACAAUGCUGAAAACUGGAAGACAAACAAAGAAAUUCCACUUUUGCCUGAAGUUAUUAAUAAUGUAAGUGACCAAUAUGUGGAUACCUCACAUCUUGAAAAAAUAACAAGCAGUAGUCCUGAAUCUAUGUACUAUAAUAUGUCUACACAAACAGGAAUUCAAAUGCCAGACAUGAAAUUUGAUAAGAAAAAAUUGUCUAUAGACCCUAAUUGUGUAGAAUGUAAGAUUUCUUACAAGGAUCCUACUCCAAAAGAUCUUAUAAUGUACUUACAUGCUUUUAAGUACAGUGGGCCCGAUUGGGCUUAUGAAACACCUUUGCCUGUUUGGGCAGAUGUAAAUUGGAAAGAACCAUAA